GCUCAGUGUGCAAUACAAAGAUGACGUAACGCUAGAUUGUUACUAGGCCUCUCUGUAGCCUUGACUCUUGCUCUUAGAUGACUCACACUUGCUCUAAACCUUUACUUAUUGGACCAUCAAUUUUAAAUGCAGACUUGUCCAAACUAGCUGAUGUCUGUGAAAAUCUACUCAAUUCUGGUGCUGACUACUUGCACCUUGAUGUGAUGGACGGGCACUUUGUACCUAAUAUUACAAUCGGACAUCCCGUUGUAGCUUCUUUAAAACCACAUCUUCCACCUCAAACAUUCCUUGAUUUGCAUAUGAUGGUAUCGAAUCCAGAAAAGUGGAUUGAAAAUAUGAAAUCAGCUGGUGCAACUCAGUAUACAUUCCAUUUUGAAUCAACUGAUAAUGUUACAAAUUGUAUUCAUAAAAUACGUGAAGCAGAUAUGAGGGUUGGUCUUGGCAUUAAGCCGAAGACACCAGUAACUGAAGUAUUACCUUAUGUUGACCUAGUCGAUAUGAUUUUAGUGAUGACUGUUGAACCAGGUUUCGGUGGACAAAAAUUUAUGACAGAUAUGCUACCAAAGGUUAUGUAUCUUCGUGAAAGAUAUGCAAAUUUAGAUAUUGAAGUUGAUGGUGGAGUUAAUUUAAAAAAUAUUCGAGACUGUUUUCAAGCUGGAGCAAAUAUGAUUGUCUCUGGAACUGAAAUAACAAGCAGCGAAAAUCCUGCCAGUGUAAUCCAAAUGAUGCGAUCUAACGCUGGUCAGCUGCUGUCGAAUUAAUUCAACGAAUUAAAUGUCAACCUUCCUGCUACCACCACCACUACGGCCUUCGUCUUAUUUUUAUUUCCGAAUUAGUGAAUGAAUUUUGUUUUUAUAUUAUAACUUUUAUUUAGCAAAUAUAAAUAUACAUAUCUCGGGGAGGAGGAGGGCGGAGGAUCAAGGCAGAAGGAAGGGAAGGGGAUAAAGUGUCACGUAUAUAAUGUGUCGUAUUGCUCGUAAAUUGUGUGCUCUCCACUGAGAAUAUGCUCGACGUGCUGUAUUCUUAAUUGUUUCAUUAGUACUUAUAACAACACACGAACGAUAUUUUAAAUCCACUUGACUUCGUUAACUUAAUCGAAAUGAUUGACGCCACCAUAUCUGUGACCAAUUUUUUCCCAUUGGGAUUGUGCAUUACUACUCCAUGCCAAAAAGCUAUCGACUCUUUCGCUUUCCAAGGCAGUUUAAAUGAUGAUGCGCUUUCCAUUUCGUAUAGUUAUUAUUACGU
This is a messenger RNA of Trichobilharzia regenti, 1245 nucleotides long. The record is from the annotation of a GenBank genome assembly. NCBI's taxonomy places the organism in Eukaryota, Metazoa, Platyhelminthes, Trematoda, Strigeidida, Schistosomatidae.